AACAUCUGGCUUAUUUUUGGGAGAGUCUUCAGAUGGUUUGUCUACAUUUCCAACGCUACAUCAUGAACCACCACCAUCCUAUGAUUCAGUUGUGGCUAUGCAGGAGCAACAACUAUUACAGCAACAACAACAGCAACAUUUAUUGUUGCUGCAUCAUCAACAACAACAACAACAAAUGCAAAUGCAAAUUCAACGCAAUUCACCUCCUCCUGGUUAUCGUUCAUCUCUCGAUGUAAGUGGCAUAGCGUCCACAUCAAUAUUAUCGUGUAAUCGAGGUGCACCUGAUGGUAUGGACACAGCUAGCGAUGGUAAUGGCAACCUAAGCAACACUACCAGCAGUGGAAAUAUAUAUGUCCAACGUAAACAAUUUACUAACAACAACAACAACAACGACAAUAAAGUUUCCGUUAAUACAGGCGGAAAUGCAAUUUUGAAUAUUAAAAAAGGAUUCACUGCACAAUCUUGUUGCUCGUUGCAACGUGCAGAAGUGGAGAACAUGUGGCACGCAGCUGCUGCAGCAGUAGUCGCAAGAGCAGCACAUACUACAACAACUACAUCAGCCAGUACAAGUAAUGCCAAUGCAACUAAUGAACAAGCAAUGACCGUAACAACACCAACAAUUUUAAGGGCGAGAAAAUCUCUACCCUCCUCUUAUGGUGGUGCGAAAUUGAGCGUGAACGAAAUCAGUCGACGUUACCUGCAACCGCAUAAUUACUAUCAACGCGGUUGUCCAUUGUGUGGCAAGUUUUGCUAUGAAGUAGACGACACGUUUUCGUUGUCAACUGAAAGUGGAUUAGAUAAUCCAACAACUUGUGGCAAUAUAGCUAUAUGGGAUGUGGAAAACUUAAAAGCAAAUGGAAAUAAUGCUGUCGGUGAUAACAAUUGUAGUGCAUGCACCAUUUUUCAUAAUGCUAACAACAAUUACAACAAUGUUUUUUUAACAAAAUCUGAAAAUGAAGAAGUGACCACCGAACAAAAUAAUACAGGAACAACCUCACUACCUUUAAAUGUAAGCAACGAAAUUUUCUUUAAACCUGAGCAAAGCAUACCAUCAACAACAUUAGCACCAACAACAAUAGCAGCUGUAGCUAAAAUUGCAACAAAUAAUGAGCAAACAACAGCAACUGUUGAUGUAAAUGGCAACAACAAUGAAAACGAUACCGCUGCUACACACAAUAACGCAAAUUCAACUGAAAAUCAAAAUGACUUUAGCAUGAUGAACACAGAUUUAGAUACUAAUGCCAAUGCGUCUCUAGAACCGGCAGUUGUACCAGCUGCAACUAGUCGAACUACUACAACAUUAAAUACAGACACCCCAACAACAACAGCUGAAAAUGUUCAUACAGAUAAUUUGGAGCUAAAUUUGGAUUCAAUUAAUGAGAAUGGCAUCGUGCGUUUGGAUAUGAGUAAAAUUAUUGAUAAAACUGGGCUACCAACUUAUGAGGCCGCACUUAAACUGGAAUCGAGUGGAUAUGUUUGAAAAUGCAUAUGAAACCAUGAAGAAAAAACAGAAACUUUACUGAUACUCAAUAAACAUACAUUGAUAAUUUCACAAAUUUACACAAUAAACAUAAAUAUUAUAUUUUAGUAGUUCAAAUAGUCACGAAUGUGCU
This is a messenger RNA of Teleopsis dalmanni, 1613 nucleotides long. RefSeq lists its product as uncharacterized. The transcript has a single exon. Lineage: Eukaryota; Metazoa; Arthropoda; Insecta; Diptera; Diopsidae. The coding region runs from base 98 to 1480 and encodes 460 amino acids. The record is from RefSeq and is a predicted model, not a curated record.